AUGGUUCCAGGCUUGGGGAAAGAAAACAAGCAUGAAAAAAAAACCUCCCGUUGGAACACCAAUUUUUCACCUUCUACGCACAUCCAGGCCAGUCCAGCCCAAACACAACACAACACAAUUACAACAAUGUCGGGCCUCGAGUCGCUAAAGGCUCUACGUUCAGCUACAACUGGCAAUGAGCCGAUUGUGUUUUUCAAAGAAGAUGGAGAAAAAACGGAGCAGAUUCAGGACGCUGUUGAUGUGCAGUUUGGCAAAGACACAACAAAAUUCAAACUAGGCUCAAUCACGAAUUUCAUAAACGAAGACAAACAACAAGAUUUGAAAUCAGUGGUCUUUUGCUGGCUUCAGGAAGGUGAGCCUAAUGUCGACUACAAAGCGAAAGCUGCCGAGUUGGGCAUUGCAUCGUUUAAAUACUUGAAUCGUAACGAGCUAAGUACAUGGUUGAAUGGAAGCACUGAUACGUGCACUUUCAUCGAAGGGUUGGAGUCGGACGAGAAGAACAAGUCAGCAAAGGCUGGGAAUGAAUCGAUUGCGGAAAUAUCGAGGAAACGGAAACUAGAAGACCCCCAGUUGGACAGGAUAAAGCAGUUUGAGCGGGAAUCAAUCGACCAUAACGCGGCCUUGAGAGGGUCAAAGAAUAUCGAUUUUGGUUAUUUGAUAUCCGACGCCAAGAAGUUUAUGCGUGACCUAAAGCGUUCGGAUAAGAAGACCAAGGCAGUGCAAAAGUCAACGGGUCCAAAGAAGCAACCAAUAAUCAUUGUGUCUCCAGCAACAACGGCAUUGUUGUCGUUAUCGAACAUCAAAACUUUUUUCGAAGAAGGCCACUACACCGAGCCCGUCCCCACGAAUAGGCCGAAAUCCGGCGUGGUGAUACUCAACCACCGGUCCGAUAACUUGGUCUCUGCAGCACAAAAGAUUAUGGUUGUCGACAAUACCGAUUUGUUUACGAGUCCCGAGUACUGGAACCGAGUCAUUGCCGUUUUCACUACUGGCCAAACUUGGCAGUUUGCAAAGUAUACGCCAUCGCAGCCUGAAGCUUUAUUUCAAAAAUACGCGGGCUUUUAUGUCGGUUAUCAAGGUGAGAGCACGCCGCCUCAAAUCAGAGAUUGGAACGUACGAGAGAUAAAAGUGGAUCGUGGGGAUAAGAGGUUCAAGGACAAGGUGAUUGUCAAGGAUUUCUGGCUCGAGAUUGACAAGAUACUAGUCAGCAAGGGUUACGGGAGGUAA
Messenger RNA from Lodderomyces beijingensis, 1227 nucleotides. The record is from the annotation of a GenBank genome assembly. Lineage: Eukaryota; Fungi; Ascomycota; Pichiomycetes; Serinales; Debaryomycetaceae.